Dendrobium catenatum is the source of this 1051-nucleotide messenger RNA. Its product is annotated as vacuolar protein sorting-associated protein 2 homolog 1. Gene Ontology annotation, biological process: late endosome to vacuole transport; protein transport; endosome transport via multivesicular body sorting pathway. Gene Ontology annotation, cellular component: multivesicular body; ESCRT III complex. The record is from RefSeq and is a predicted model, not a curated record. Lineage: Eukaryota; Viridiplantae; Streptophyta; Magnoliopsida; Asparagales; Orchidaceae. The transcript has 5 exons. The coding region runs from base 144 to 815 and encodes 223 amino acids.
UCGAAGCAAUCUCUUUAAUUAAAAAAAAAAAAAUUUGCGAUUGCCGGUUGUUUUCCACUCGAUCCAUAGAUCCGAGAACUCAAGCAGGGGGGAGGAGAAGGCUACAAGGAGGGUUAUAGGUGUUCCGAUCAACGCCAACAAAGAUGAGCUUUCUCUUUGGCAAGAAAAAAACUCCCGCAGAAUUGCUGCGGGAGAACAAGAGAAUGCUUGAUAAGUCUAUUAGAGAGAUCGAAAGGGAGAGGCAAGGGCUGCAAAAUCAGGAGAAAAAGCUUAUUGCUGAGAUUAAGAAGGCGGCCAAGCAAGGGCAGAUGGGAGCUGUAAAAGUCAUGGCAAAAGAUCUAAUCCGGACAAGACACCAAAUUACUAAGUUUUAUGCACUCAAAUCACAGCUUCAAGGAGUGUCUCUGAGAAUUCAGACAUUGAAGUCAACUCAAGCUAUGGGUGAGGCCAUGAAGGGUGUUACCAAGGCAAUGAGACAGAUGAACAGACAAAUGAACUUACCUGCACUACAGAGGAUAAUGAUGGAAUUUGAGCAGCAAAAUGAGAGGAUGGAGAUGGUCUCUGAGGUUAUGGGUGAUGCCAUAGAUGAUGCUCUGGAAGGAGAUGAAGAGGAGGAAGAAACCGAAGAACUUGUUAGCCAAGUACUCGACGAAAUCGGAAUAGACAUCAAUUCAGAGCUUGUCAAGGCGCCUACCUCUGCUGUGGCCAAACCAGCAGCAAACGUCAAGGUUGCUCAGGCCGAGUCUGCCGCAAGUGAUGAUGGAGGGAUUGAUAGUGAACUACAAGCAAGGUUAGAUAACUUGAGGAAGAUGUAAAUUUGUACUUAUGAUUUACUAUUUGAAACGAGAAGCAUAGUACUGUGCCCUGUAAUAUAGUCUAAUACACUGUUUAUUCUGCACAAUGCUUACUCUUUGCUCCAAUGUUUGGAUGAUAAAAAAAAUACUUGUGCUUACUUGUUCACAAGUUAUUGGCUUUGGUGUGAACAUUUGUUCAUAGUUGUUUUGUGAUGAUAAUCAUUUUAAAUGAGAUUGAUGAGCAUUCUAUUUUUUUA